Myotis lucifugus (little brown bat) is the source of this 1893-nucleotide messenger RNA. It is a transcript of the gene MAB21L1, whose product is annotated as mab-21 like 1. NCBI's taxonomy places the organism in Eukaryota, Metazoa, Chordata, Mammalia, Chiroptera, Vespertilionidae. The transcript has a single exon. The record is from RefSeq and is a predicted model, not a curated record. The coding region runs from base 253 to 1332 and encodes 359 amino acids.
CUUUAAAAGAGGAAGAGAGGCCGAGAAAGGGGGAGGGGGACAGUGUUUCACUUUAAGAGCCGCUGGGCGCCUAGACACAAGGAGGGGACCGCGGCAACUAGAACCCCCGCAGCGGCGCGUCCGGACCGGUUUGGAGACGCUCUGAGAGCGCUGGGCCGUUUCUGCACGAAGUUGGCUCCAGCUCUAGCAGCCGCAUUGGAUCCCACAGCCUACUGCGAGACUCCGGUGUACAAUCCGGAUCUCUGCCCCAACAUGAUCGCGGCCCAGGCCAAGCUGGUGUACCAUCUGAACAAAUACUACAACGAAAAAUGCCAAGCCAGGAAAGCUGCCAUUGCUAAAACUAUCCGGGAAGUCUGCAAAGUCGUAUCCGACGUGCUGAAAGAAGUGGAAGUGCAGGAGCCCCGCUUUAUCAGCUCCCUCAACGAAAUGGACAACCGCUAUGAGGGCUUGGAGGUCAUCUCCCCCACCGAAUUUGAGGUGGUGCUUUACCUUAACCAAAUGGGGGUUUUUAACUUUGUGGAUGACGGCUCGCUGCCCGGCUGCGCGGUGCUGAAGUUGAGCGACGGGCGCAAAAGGAGCAUGUCCCUCUGGGUGGAAUUCAUUACCGCCUCCGGCUACCUCUCGGCGCGCAAAAUCCGGUCCAGGUUUCAGACGUUGGUGGCUCAAGCAGUGGACAAAUGUAGCUACAGGGAUGUGGUAAAGAUGGUGGCAGACACCAGCGAAGUGAAACUGCGAAUCCGAGAUCGGUACGUGGUGCAGAUCACCCCUGCAUUUAAAUGCACCGGGAUCUGGCCGAGGAGUGCUGCCCACUGGCCACUUCCCCACAUCCCCUGGCCCGGACCCAACCGGGUGGCGGAGGUCAAAGCCGAAGGGUUCAAUCUCUUGUCCAAGGAGUGCCACUCCCUGGCCGGCAAGCAGAGCUCGGCGGAGAGCGACGCCUGGGUGCUGCAAUUCGCGGAAGCGGAGAACAGACUGCAGAUGGGGGGCUGCAGAAAGAAAUGCCUGUCCAUCCUCAAAACCUUACGGGACCGCCACUUGGAACUGCCUGGCCAGCCCCUGAACAAUUACCACAUGAAGACUCUGGUUUCCUAUGAGUGUGAAAAGCAUCCCCGGGAGUCCGACUGGGACGAGUCUUGCCUGGGCGAUCGGCUCAAUGGCAUUUUGCUGCAACUUAUCUCCUGUCUGCAGUGCCGGCGGUGCCCUCACUACUUCCUACCUAACCUAGACCUGUUUCAAGGCAAACCUCACUCGGCUCUAGAGAACGCUGCCAAACAAACGUGGCGACUGGCAAGAGAGAUCCUGACCAACCCAAAAAGUUUGGAAAAACUUUAGAGAACAGCCGAAACGUUACUACUCUUCUCAAAAUCCUAAUUAAGUGUACACUUCCUGUUCGAUACCUAAUAUACCACUUGACAGUGCAAACAAUCUCUUCCUUAAAAAGGAAUAAUACAAUGCUUAGGCAUUCUCACCCACCCCUCCAAGGGGAGAAAAACAGUGGGGAAAGCAGAUAAAGGAAAACCCCAGCCCACAAGUAUUAGAGACUUCUUUACAAAGGAUUUCAUAAUUCUCUUGGAAAGUACACAAUGACACCCUGAAAACAACCCAGCUGUAAUGCAAGACCACAGGGAACACUCUGCCUAACUAUCAAAGGAUUAUAGCAAUCCUGGUGACUUAGGUGCAUCUGCUGUGAGUAAACACGAUUUGGAUAUGCCAUCUGAAGGAAAGUGAAAUGUAUAUUUUUAUUUGUAACAAAUAUUGUGAUCUCACAUUGUCUUUGAAGUGUGGAUGUUUGUGUUUUGUGAUUUGGUGAACAGAAGUUAAAUUGCCAUUUUGGAUACUUCCAGACAUUUUCCUCUAACAAAGAUACCAUUUAAAGGUAGAUUUCCUCCCAAU